Messenger RNA from Puma concolor (puma), 2662 nucleotides. It is a transcript of the gene SESN1, whose product is annotated as sestrin 1. Gene Ontology annotation, cellular component: nucleus. Gene Ontology annotation, biological process: cellular response to leucine starvation; cellular response to L-leucine; negative regulation of TORC1 signaling. Gene Ontology annotation, molecular function: oxidoreductase activity, acting on peroxide as acceptor; L-leucine binding. The record is from RefSeq and is a predicted model, not a curated record. Lineage: Eukaryota; Metazoa; Chordata; Mammalia; Carnivora; Felidae.
AUGGCUGAAGGAGAGAAUGAAGUGAGGUGGGAUGGACUGUGCAGUAGAGAUUCAACUACUAGAGAGACAGCACUGGAAAACAUUAGGCAAACCAUUUUAAGAAGAACCGAGUAUCUUCGUUCGGUGAAAGAGACACCUUUUCGUCCAUCAGACGGGCUUUCAAAUGCUGUUGCUUUGGAUGGGUUGAAUAAGCUUCUUGCUCAUCUGCUUAUGCUUUCUAAGAGAUGUCCCUUUAAAGAUGUAAGAGAGAAAAGUGAGUUUAUUUUGAAGAGCGUCCAGGAACUUGGAAUUAGAAUUCCUCGACCACUAGGACACGGACCAAGCAGAUUCAUCCCAGAAAAGGAGAUUCUCCAAGUGGGAAGUGAAGACGCACAGAUGCAUGCUUUAUUUGCAGAUUCUUUUGCUGCUUUGGGUCGUUUGGAUAACAUUACAUUAGUGAUGGUUUUUCACCCACAGUAUCUAGAAAGUUUCCUAAAGACUCAACACUAUCUACUGCAAAUGGAUGGGCCAUUGCCCCUACAUUAUCGGCACUACAUUGGAAUAAUGGCUGCAGCAAGACAUCAGUGUUCCUACUUAGUGAACCUCCAUGUAAAUGAUUUCCUUCAUGUUGGUGGAGACCCCAAAUGGCUUAAUGGUUUAGAGAAUGCUCCUCAAAAACUACAAAAUUUAGGAGAACUUAAUAAAGUGUUAGCCCAUAGACCUUGGCUUAUUACCAAAGAACAUAUUGAGGGACUUUUAAAAGCUGAAGAGCACAGCUGGUCCCUUGCAGAACUGGUACAUGCAGUGGUUCUCCUCACACACUAUCAUUCUCUUGCCUCAUUCACAUUUGGCUGUGGAAUCAGUCCAGAAAUUCAUUGUGAUGGUGGCCACACAUUCAGACCUCCUUCUGUUAGUAACUACUGCAUCUGUGACAUUACAAAUGGCAAUCACAGUGUGGAUGAGAUGCAGGUCAACUCAGCAGGAAAUGUUUCAGUAAGUGAUUCGUUCUUUGAGGUCGAAGCCCUCAUGGAAAAGAUGAGGCAGUUACAGGAGUGUCGAGAUGAAGAAGAGGCAAGUCAGGAAGAGAUGGCUUCACGUUUUGAAAUAGAAAAAAGAGAGAGCAUGUUUGUCUUCUCUUCAGAUGAUGAAGAAGUUACACCAGCAAGAGAUGUAUCUCGUCACUUUGAGGAUACUAGUUACGGCUAUAAGGAUUUCUCUAGACACGGGAUGCAUGUUCCAACAUUUCGAGUACAGGACUAUUGCUGGGAAGACCAUGGUUAUUCUUUGGUAAAUCGCCUUUAUCCAGAUGUGGGACAGUUGAUUGAUGAAAAAUUUCACAUUGCUUACAAUCUUACUUAUAAUACAAUGGCAAUGCACAAAGAUGUUGAUACCUCAAUGCUUAGACGGGCUAUUUGGAACUAUAUUCACUGCAUGUUUGGAAUAAGAUAUGACGACUAUGACUAUGGUGAAAUUAACCAGUUAUUGGAUCGUAGCUUUAAAGUUUAUAUCAAGACUGUUGUUUGCACUCCCGAAAAGGUUACCAAAAGAAUGUAUGAUAGCUUCUGGAGGCAGUUUAAGCACUCUGAGAAGGUUCAUGUUAAUCUGCUUCUUAUAGAAGCUAGGAUGCAAGCAGAACUCCUCUACGCUCUGAGAGCCAUUACCCGCUAUAUGACCUGAUGCCUUUCCUCCGUUAAAGAUAAUGGAAUGAUCAGCAGAUAUAGUCUACAAGGGGAAGGUACUAAGCCCCAGGACCAAUGGUAGAUAAAAGAAUUCAGAAAUCCAUUGUGCCAUGAUUCCUUUAGUUUCUGCUAUGUUACUGUGGAAAUACCACUGCUGGCACGAGCAGUGAAUGCUUGGCAGCUUCAAGUGUAGAGCUGUGAAGAAGGGCUGCCAUUCACAGUAUUCACAGUAUUUUGCUUUUUGACAGUACAAGAUGCUGUAUAACUGUUUUAAUACAGCAAAUAGUAACUCUCCAAAUCCUGUUGCUUUUAUGUUAAAUAAGAUAACAAGAAUUGGAGCAUGCAAAGAAUGGGAGUUGGAUAAUGACAUAAGCUUUUUAUACGUAAAGAAUUUUAUUUAGAUCCUGGUGCUGCUAUUUCUGCUGGUGGAAUGAAUAGAGUGGCUGUUCCAGUUAAGCUAUUAGUAAUAAAAGUGAACACUGCUACUAUCUGAGCCUACAUACAUAAUUUGCGUGGUUUCAAAUUAAACUUGCAUAUGUGUUAAUUUUUUUGCAUCUAAAAAAGCCUAGAAUUACUACAGCUCGGCAAAGACCAUUUCGAUGGUAACAGUUCAUUUCUUUCAUUAUAGUUUUUUUUUUUAAUUCAGCUAUUGGAUGACAUUAAAUUACAGUGGCAUUCUUAAAGAUUUUCUUCAAAAAGCAAUCUUAAAUGAAAGUGUAUAAAUUAUAAGAAAGCUAGCUAUCUUUUGAUAUGCUGUUUCCCAAGAUUCUCUGACACUGGAGGGCAGCUGUCUUGUGCAGUAUUUUGUUUCCAGCACUGAAGUUGUGGGAAAUGUUGCUGUAGACUGCUGCGCAGUCCCAGGUGCAUUCUGCCCCUCUGCUCCUGCCCACCUCGUGGUCCCCACUUUAAAGAUUGUGCAGCUCUUUAAAAAUAAAGCUGGAAAAUAUUUUUAGUCAGGUUAUCAAAUUUGAUUUACAAAAAUGCUAACUUUGGGAAAAAAUGUA